Messenger RNA from Symbiodinium natans, 1227 nucleotides. NCBI's taxonomy places the organism in Eukaryota, Dinophyceae, Suessiales, Symbiodiniaceae. The record is from the annotation of a GenBank genome assembly.
AUGUCCUUCACAUCUCUCGGCUUCGCAUUCGGCUUCCUUUGCUCGCUUGGACGGAGUCAACUUCUUGCCGCAGGAUCCGUUGAGAGUGGCUGCGCUGCUGUGACGUUGGACUCCGAGCCUGGCCUGCUGCACCUGCUUCAGGCGGCUGUGGCCCGUGGGUCACCAGCCUCGCGGGCAAAGGCCAUAGGCCCUCUGUCCCUGGUGUCGACACAAAGAUCGGAAGUGAGCACCGGGCUUGUGGCCAUCAUGGAGAAAGCCAGUACCGGCCAAUGGAGUUUGUACAAGGAGGUUGUUCAAGACAACAUCGCUGGUGGUGCUUGGCAGGCCCUCAUCUUCACAACCAUCUUCCUAGCAUCGGUCUUUGGAAUAUACUGGAUGGCAUGCAUCCCCAGUGAGGACAAGCAUGACGGAAGAGAUCCCAGGAUGCUGGUUGGAAGAUCUCAUGGAACUGCUGGCCAACUGCUCUCAGGCAGACAGAUGUACCCCGCGAUGUCCCAGCGCCCCACCCUCGAAGCUGGCUCCGUGCGGUCGCUGAACCCGCUGAACCCACCGUCCUCAAUGAGAUUGAGCACCGCGCGGAAGUCCACAGGUGACAACUGGUACCCGGAGCUGCCCACCAUCUACCCGCCACUGGUGAUUCCAGCUGCCCACACGCGCCUGGCAGUGCCGGUUUCGCCGCUGUUUCACGACCAGUUCGAGGUGGAUGUGCUCGGAUUGUCAGGCGUGCCUUUGCUUACGGCAGCGCUCAUGCAGGAAAAUGGCUUGCGAAAGGUCCAGAUCUCAUUGCACAGCGCGGGCACCCUCCUGGCAAUUGUCACCUCCGCCAAAGAAGUCUUCGGCAGCGAUGGAACUCACUUCGGAACACUGGUCCAGGAGGGCGACCGCCCCGAGUGCCUUCAGCACACACUUCGGGAUCGAGCUGGGCGACCCCUCCUUGCUGUCAGCACACGCCAGGACCGAAGAGAUUACAAGAUGACCUCUAUCUCCGGAGGGCGCGUGCUCGAGAGGGCCACGGCAGUCCGGCGACCAGCCGGCAAAUUGCCUGCGGAGCACUAUGAGGUUGUUGCAAAUCCAAAUGUGGAUGCGGUGCUGGUGAUGGCCUGCUUCCUCGCCGUUUUGGUCUUCAAGUCUUCGCCGAGCUCGCCAAUUGCAAGAUCUGGCGCAGGCCGGCCUUCUGGCGAGACGGCCAACCUCACCGGCCGCUUUUGGGGCUACAGAGAGGACUGA